Archocentrus centrarchus (flier cichlid) is the source of this 2812-nucleotide messenger RNA. It is a transcript of the gene ndc1, whose product is annotated as NDC1 transmembrane nucleoporin. The record is from RefSeq and is a predicted model, not a curated record. Gene Ontology annotation, cellular component: nuclear pore transmembrane ring. Gene Ontology annotation, biological process: nuclear pore organization. NCBI's taxonomy places the organism in Eukaryota, Metazoa, Chordata, Actinopteri, Cichliformes, Cichlidae. The transcript is spliced from 18 exons. Bases 92 to 2092 code for a protein of 666 amino acids. Gene Ontology annotation, molecular function: protein-macromolecule adaptor activity.
GAGGUCCUUUGAAUGCAUGUGGCGCGAUAUGGGAAACUGAGGCGUAAAUAGUUUUCUUUUCGCCGAGAGGCUUAAAAUUUGUCCAAACAACAUGUUUUCUAACGCGCAGAGUUGCUGGUUUAUCCGCAAGGUCAUUUGCUGGAGAGCUGCAGCAAGUAUUGCCUGGGCUGUCUUGUUGCUGCCACCCAGCACUGUGAUAUUUGUGAUCCUCAGCAAGUUCAGUCUUCUACACCCCAUCCAGACCCUAUCAGAAUGCUUCUCUCUGCUAACAAGUGCGAGUAUAAUCUUCUCCUUCAUCUUGCUGUGUGGAGUGAUCAUCAUGGUCGGUUUCUUGAACUUUGAGUAUUACACAGUCAUUCCAACUAUUGCAUGCUCGAAAAUUGCACUCUUUGGUCAGCUGCUCCACCCUCGACAGCUUAUCAACUCCUUGGUCCACUGCAUCAUGGGAGUAAUCGUGGCUUGGUGUUCUGCCGUUACCAUCGGUUUUAGAUAUGAAACUCUCGGCUACCCGUGUGCACAGAAUAAUGGUUACCCUCAGAUGUGUCUGAAUGAAUAUCAUCUCAUCCUUUUGAUGGCUGGAGCCUUUGUUGGAUUCUCUCACAGUCUGCUGGGUGUGAUUCACAACAUGAAUUAUGUCUCCUUCCAUACUGUUCAGCAAUACAAAUACCUUCGCUUCAAGGGAUCUCUUCCUUUGGUGGUGAAGUGCAGCGCCACUCAGGCACUUUACUCUGUCAGGAAUUAUAUUGUUGUGUAUUACUUUUUGGGGUACAUUCCAAGAGCAUGGAUCUGUAAAACACUGAAUCUUCACUUGGACAGCUCUGCACACCCCCUUGACAGUAUAGCUGGACUGCUGGACCUCUCCCUGCUCUACCACAUCUGGAUCAGUGCCACCUUUCUUCUCUUCACAUGGUACAUCACACUGCUGCUCUUUAGGAUUUUUCUCACUGAGGGAUACAGUUUUCCUGUGCAGUCAUCUUUUACUGAAGAUGUAGACCAUUGUCUUCCGAAAGUACUUACUGAAAAGCAGCCAAUGAUAUUAAAGUACCUAGCUUUGCAGGACUUGGCUCUGUUGUCUCAGCAUUCUCCAUCACGACGCUGUGAAGUCUUCAGUCUGAGUCAGCCAGGAGGCCAUCCACAUAACUGGAAUGCCAUCAGUAAAGAGUGCCUCUCUCUGUUGGCUGAUCUGACCCAAAGACUUGUAGCCUAUCAUGAAACUGUAGCAACCAAUGGAAGAGCCAAAUCCCUGUCAAGUGGAAGUGAAAGGAAGAUUUCUUCUGAGACAUCAGGUACAGAAGACCUAAUGAGUCCAAGGCCUACACUUCUGAUGAAAACCCCAGCUUCAGUCUUUGCUCGCUCCAUUGCAGGAGGCCAGCAGAGCCCUCUAACAGCCCCGUUCAGUCCUGAUCUGGACAGCCCUUUUGCGUCUCCUGCACUGCGGCGUCUCGCAUCUCCUGUGGAGCAAGGCUCACCAUGGUAUGGCACAGUGCAGAGCCCACACAUCAUGAGGAGAGCGCCAAAACUCUGGACCACCUCCACAGAUUCCCAUGUCAAUGGCAGUCCCCCACCAUCACCAGCUUCAGUUCCCAGUGACAAACAGGAACCCUCCAAACCAAGCUUUCUGGCUCAGUUCCUCCAGAACAGAAAAGAACAGGUUAAAAAUUUCUUGGCAAAGCGGGUGCUGAUAAUGUAUUUGUUUAAUAAGCUGCCAGAAGCCUCCAGUCAAGCUCUCUUUGCUGACAGCCAGGCCCACAUUUGGGCUUUGGAAGGGCUGUCUUGCCUUGUUCAAGCCUCAUUCUCUGAAGAUCAGUUUGGAGUCAUACAGACUACAUUACCCAGUAUUCUCAGCUGCAUGCUAGUCUUACAAGAGGCUGUAGAUCGACACUUCAAGCUGCCUCAUGCCUCCAGUAAGCCUGUCAGGUCAACGAGCAGCAUGGGAGACUCAACAUACAAAACACUGCGCUUUGCUCUCAGGGCCACACUAAAGACCGCCAUCUACAGGAUAACAACCACAUUUGGGGAUCACUUAAAUGCUGUUCUGCUGUCUGCAGACCAUCGGAAAAGAUUGCAGCAGUUUUUGGAGUACAAGGAGUAACACAUUUGACACUGGCUGUGCCUUGAGAUUCUCACUGGUGUGAUUUGUGUGCGUGAAGACAUCAGUUUAAGCCAAGCAACCAGUGAAAGGCCAUGAUAGUGCCUCUUUUAAUAUUUAUGUGUGCAUUAUGUCAUGGAGUAUUAUAUUUAAUAGGUGAGAUCACAUCGCUCACGUGCAUGAGGCAGGAGGAAGUCAAACUGACAGACUGAAAAGGGGUGGAGGACUGUUAUCUCGUAUUUGUGAGAUUUAAACUACCUUACAGUACAAGAGUCUCAUUAAAAAUGUUUCAUUUGUAUCAGGAGAAAACAUGAAGAAAAAUUCAUAUUUGACUUCUGUUAAUUGGGAUGAAUUACAAAGGGCUUUCUGCACUGCGUCAUCCUCUUUGGGUUUCAUAUUUUAGCUGCUGUCCUCUUGAAUAAUAUUUUGGUAUGUUGAGUGAAGAGAGAUGGCAUGAGUGCUGACUAAGAAGCUGUAUUUGUUUUGUAAUGAGGUCUCUUCAGUUUCACAGGUGUCUAAAAUGUAUUCUGAACAUGCUUUUUCAGAGAUCUGAUUUUGGUCUAAACAACUGCCUAGACAUCUGUGUUUGUACAUGUUAAGUGUUUUUGUAUGAUUUGUCAGGGUAAGUGAGGCUAUUGUGUCAGGAGAACAGGUUUGGUCCAAGUGGUUUUAAGCCUGGAUAAAUGUGACUACCAGAAUUUUUUAUUUUUUUUUUGUUGCUCA